CUUUGUGGGAUUUCAAGGCUACGCUGGAUGCCCAGGAUGGGGACGGGGCAACAGCGCUGCUCCUGGGAGCCCAGAUGAGCAGAGUGGAGUUGUGUGCUUUCCUGCUAGACCGGGGAGCUAACGCUAACAUACAGGACCAGCAGGGCAGGUCAGCAUUGAUGAUAGCAUGUGAGAGUGACAGUGUGGAGACAGUGGAAGCGUUGCUAAGGGGCGGGGCCAACCCCCAGCAGACGGACGUCUUCGGGCGUGAUGCAUCGCACUAUGGCGUCGCCACCGGCAACCAGAGAAUCACACAGCUGCUGCAGAACGGGGGUAAGGGGAGCGCAGCAGUGGAGAGUAAUCUAAGUAAGUGGAUCAGAGGGGCAGAUGUGGAUUAUUACACAGGGAUGAAAGACUGA
This is a messenger RNA of Sardina pilchardus (European sardine), 398 nucleotides long. Its product is annotated as ankyrin repeat domain-containing protein 24-like. Gene Ontology annotation, cellular component: ciliary inversin compartment. The transcript is spliced from 4 exons. The record is from RefSeq and is a predicted model, not a curated record. Gene Ontology annotation, molecular function: protein binding. NCBI's taxonomy places the organism in Eukaryota, Metazoa, Chordata, Actinopteri, Clupeiformes, Clupeidae. Gene Ontology annotation, biological process: protein localization to ciliary inversin compartment. The coding region runs from base 75 to 398 and encodes 107 amino acids.